AUGGGCCGGACCUCCGAAGCUGAACAGGCCAUGUCGGAGGCCCUCAACGAGUGGCAAGGAAAGGCCGAACAGGAGCAGCUCCUCAUCUCCCAGGCUCAGAUCUUGGUCUCCAAAGGAGAUCCCGAUGGAGCUCUUGCCAUCUUGCAGAAGGUUUAUAAGAUGGGUGCAUUUUAAAAAAAUCUGAAAAUUCUUCGAUUUUCCAUUGAAGAAAAAGGCUAGCUUUUUGCAUGAUUAUCGAAAAAAAGGAAAAAAAAAACAAAAAAUUUUCUUUUUAAUCUCUAUAGGGAAAAGGCAGCUCUAGAAACCACAAAAAGUGCUCCCUUUAGGGGUUUUUGGUCAAGUGAACUCUUUAGGGGGAUAUAAAGGUCCCUAAAGAGGUCUUUGGUAAAGAAGCAAAUCAAAAAAAAGUGCUCCCUUUAGGGGUGAUCAAGGGGGUAAAGUGGUCCCUAAAGAGAUCUUUAGGAAAGUAAAAAAAUCAAAAAGCGCUCCCUUUAGAGGUUUUUGGUCUAGGGGGGUAGAGUGGUCCCCUAAAGGAAAAGUAGCAAUAUUUUCCAGAUGCCUAUAAUAAAUUUGAAACCUGUUUUGGCCUAACUCUGAGCUCAUUAUUAAUAAACGAUUGACGGACUUUUUUUCUCAUUUUCAUUGUGAAAACUUUUUAUUCGAUGAUGAAAAGGCUAAUAUUCAAAAACUGAGUUUUUCAGGUGCAACCCGGACAGUUGAGUUAUCACUCGGCGCGGAUCAAAAUGGCGGAAAUCUACAUCGAGGAGAAGAAAGACAAGCGAAUGUUCGCCGCUUGUUACAAGGAACUCCUUCAAAUGGAACCGACCCCGGCCUCGUACGCCAUGCUCGGCGAUGCCUUCAUGAGCAUCCAGGAGGUCUGGAUAGAGCUAUUGAAUAUUGGAUCGGAAGUCUUUCGAGAGUUUCUGGAAAUCCAAUCAACAUAAGAAACGCGAAAGGAACCUUUUUCAAGAAAGGUCGUUUUUAAGGCUUUAACUUCCAUUUUAGACCGGAUUUUUCUCGGACGUCGUAGCGCUUACCGGAUUACUCUUCUAGUUUUCGAGUAUUCUUAUCUAUAUUUUUGAAAAAUUGUGUUCAAUUAAUUUUAACACUUUUUUAGUGUUGCUAGGAGCUUUAAAAGACUCUGAGAACUUGUUAGAAUCUUUUCUUUCAGUUUGUAGUUAAAAUUUUGAGCCUGUAGGCCUUCUGACUUCUUUUGGAACCUUCCAAAUUCUUUGAAGCUUCAAGAAAAAGCUCAGGUUGUGACAGGCUUUUUUCUGGUCCUGGUCAUGUAAAACUAAUCAGUUAGUUUAAAUAGAAAAUUUCUCUUCUUCCAUCCGUUUUUCUUUUGAAUAACAAGACUCAUCUUUAAACUUCCGUUUUUCAGAGAAUUUCGGCCUAGUUUCCCCCAAUGAGUUAGCAUUCUCCUAUGUCAAUUAUAAAUUACUCAAUAAAUCUAUAUUUUUCUUUAGCCUGAUGAAGCGAUUUCCUACUACGAGCAAGCUUUGAAAAUGCAAAAUAAAGACGCCCUUCUAGCCGAAAAAAUCGGAGAGGCCUAUGUCAUGAGUCAUCUCUAUGCCAAGGUAAAAAAAGAACCGAAAACCGAUUUAAAACAUAAAUAAAGGCCGUCAACUUCUACGAGUCGACCAUGAACAUCUACAAAGACAGGAAAAUGCGUGAGAAACUCGCCGAGUUGCUCCUGAAGCUCGGAAGUCUGGACAAGUGCGAGAAAGUCCUCAAGCAGCCCCUUGACCUGGAUCCUGACCCCGCGGGUGAGAAAACCUUAGUUUUCUAGAGGAUUUUUGAGGAAUGAGCAGUUUUUAACUAUGAUUCUGAUUUUUUUAGGGUCUAAAUUUUUCUGAACUUGAUUUUCUGACGUCAUUUCCCAUCGAUUUAUCUCGAAAAAUUUUGCCGCAAAUUGAAAAAAAUUUAGUUUGCGUUUUUCUUAAGCUUUUGAGAGCGUGGAAGCCGAUCUGGAAAAAAUUUAUAUCAAUCGAUAAACGAAAAAUAAAUUAAGGCUAGGAUUGACUUCCAUAGGAAAGUUAGGAAGUUAUAGAAAAUCAAAAUUUAUAGUCGAACUUUUUAAGUUUUUUUAUAUUUGGUAUCGAUCGAUAGUGGAGAUCAAGAGGUUCAAGAAAAAAUAAGUAUUUUAAUCCUCAACUAUGUCUUUUUAGACCUUAAUACCGCAAGAAGAGGUUCACAAGUACUCAAAGUUUGAAAAAAAACAGGCUUUGCGGUUUUUUUGGUAUUGGAGAGAACCGAAGGGUAGUUGUGAAAAGUUUUUUUCAAUUCUUUUAAUAUGGCGACUCAUUUCCAAGUUUUGAAUGGAUAUAAACUUUUUUCAGAGACUUAAUAGGUGAUUUUAAAGCACAAAUUCGGAAUCACUGUGAAGCGUUUCAUAUUGUGAUACCAGUCUCUUUUUGAAAAUCUCAAAUUGUCCUGAAACCAUCCUUUGAAAUUAAAACUAAACCAAUAAGCAUCGAUUUUAAGAUCUCACCGUGCUUCCCUCGCACAUCCAACUUCUCGAAUUGCUCUCAAAAGUUCAUCAAGCCAGAAAACAGUGGAAUGAAGCUUCGGACUGUCUCGACAGAGCCAAAAGGCUCCAGCUCAGACUGAUGACCAAAUCUGAGACCAAUACCAACUUCAAUGUCAAGAGAGAGGUCGCGAGGUUGGUUUUGAUGAAAAAAAAGGGUGAAAAAGAAUAGGGAAAAGGGGAAUAAAAUUGAAAAAUUGAAAAGGGAAUAGAAGAAAAGAGGCCUUCGAAAGUUUAACCAAAUUUCAACAUUAAUGAAGAAGAAUCGUAAUUAUCAAUUUUGAGAAAUUGUGAAUGAGAAUUUAAGCUUGCAGAAAACUACGUUUCAAAAAAACAAACUUUGUUUUUCGAUAGAAAAAUUGAGAAAAGCCAGUCAUGAUGGGAAAGUUCGCCCCAUUGAGAAAAGUGAGAAAAGUAAAGGAAUUAACCAGUUUUCAUCGACUCCUAGAAAAAUUUUUAGUGGCAACUACUGGUUUUGGCCUUUUCAGUGGCCACUACAGUAGUCAAACUAGUGGCCACUUAAGGGAUGAAAAAUUAGUGGCCGCUAUAAAGUUCUAAGUGCUACUACUAUACCACUUAAAAUUUUAGUGGCCACUUUAGGGGCCAAUGGAUCAACAUAACUGGUCCAAUGUGUUGUUACUGGGAAGAAUACUGGAAGUGGCCACUAAGUAGAUAACCUUUAUAGUGGCCACUAAAACGGAAAACAGUGACCACUAUAGAGGUGGGUUUAGGGGCCACUUUAGUGUCCUCUCCAGAUAGUCCUUGGCGAGCCUUGAUAGUGGCCAUUAAAUUUUUCGCAGUCUCUGAGAAACAAUGGCAAACGAUGUUUCUGAAAUCAGCGAGGUUUUUGGAAAUUAGAAAGGUUUAUGAAAGUCAGAAAAAUCAAGGGAAUUUCUAGCUCUCGGCAUUCUCAUUAGAAAAUCAAACUUCUCACAGAAUCCUCUGCCUAAUGGCCGAGCUCCAAACCCGAACAAAAGACAUCACGAGAGCCGUGGAGUUGUACAAACAAGCCACAACUUUUCACGAAGGUGACAUCAAGGUUUGAAGAAAAAAUCAGAGAUUCAUAAAUUCCCAAAAUUAAGAGCAACCUCGCCCUAGCGCACAUUUACAUGUCCCAAAACCGACUCCAAUUAUGCAAUCAGCAAUGUAACAUCGUCCUCGCUAUUGAGAGAGACAACGACGAGGCGACCUUGGUGAGGCGAUUUUCUGAGGGGAUUGUGCGCUCUGAUGAUAAAUUUGGUUGAAUUUCGAAUUUUGAAGAAUUCUUUCUUGCGGUUAAAAGGAUUUUUUCAAACCCAUUUCUAUACGUAAACUAGGGCAUGUUUUAGGCGUUUCUGUGGAUUUUUUAACCAUAUAGUAAUAGAGACUAUUUACUCAGAUGUCAGGGAAAAUUUGCUUUUUCCGUGGAGCGAAUUUGAGCGGAUUUCGGAGGCUUUUUUGAAAAAGAAAGAGAAAAUUAGAGCAGAAUUCGGAAAGGAAUAAGGGCAUUCUUCAUUUUGAAAAAUUACUAAUUUUUGUUUUCCCUUAAGGGAUCAUUUACGGUAUUAACGACUUUAAAAAAAGAAAAAAAACAUCUAAAUAUUUUUUCAUCCAUUUUUCUCCGAACUUGGGAUUACCAAGUCCAAUUUUUCAAAAGAGCCUUCUCUGAUUUCUCGAAUUUCAGAUGAUGGCCGAUUUAUUGUACCUCAAAAACGAAGGAGACCAGGCGAUCGUCCAUUUCACCCAAUUGUUGACCAGAAAUCCCAGUAAUUUCAUGUCGUCUCCCUGGAUUUCAAUGUCCGCAUUUUACAGACCAUUAUCAUGCCCUGGCACGGGUCAUUGAACUUUCCUGGAGAGGUGGCGAUGCCGAGAACGCCGAGAAGUUUUUGAUGUUCGGAAAAUAUUUUUUCGAAAGAGGAAUCAAAAAAAUUGUAGGAAAGCCGUGGAAGCGAAUCCGCGGGCUACGGUAGAUGCCGGUUACAAUUACUGUAAAGGGCUUCAUGAAUGGUAAAUGAUCAGUUUUAUGAAGUUUAUUUGAGGAUUCACACAUUCUUACACUGUUCUAACAAAAAUCUUCAAAAAAACUUGAAUUUUUAAAUUAUAUUUUUGAUACAGUGAUCUCAAUAAAAGGGUUGGAAGAAAGUUGAAAAAAAUUUUUGGUUCGAAAAAAAUUCGGAGAAUGAAAAUAUAUUCCUUGUAUGCCAAAUUAUCUAUCUUCUUUCUUAUAAUUUUAUAAAUAUCGACUCCCAUUUUAUUUCCGAUUAUUUUAGUGAAUUUAUUGGAGAUUUCAAAUUAAAAUUGGAAUCUUAACGAAAUUUAAAAUCAUUAUGAAAACAAUUCAAAGAGUUGAAUAGGUUUUUUUCUGACAUCUUUUUCCGAUUUUUCGAGCUGAAAUAGUCUAUAAUUAGAGAUAAACACGGCCUGAAGAGGCGCCAGAUAGUUAGAGGUUCCCUCACUUCUCUGGAGUCUCUUCAGUCGCCGUGAUCUCUUGCUUACAAGCUUUUUUCAGGCUUUUUCGAGUUUUUAAAAAGUUUUGGAACAUUUUAUUGAUCUUCCAAAAAGAACUACUUCGCUAAUAUUUACAAAAUUCUGACCUGUCUGCGCUCUCUUUUCCCUCACCCAAAGAAACAUGCACCGUUCAGAGAAAAGAGAGCGCAGAGAAGUCAGACUUUUCUGUGAAAAAUGGCUUUUUCAGCUCAUUUUUUUCAAACUCCCCUUUUUAAGCUUUAAGUUUCAAAAUUUAGCCUUUUUUAAGGUUCACCGGAGAUCCGAACGGCGCUCUGCAAGCUUUCAAUAGAGCUCGAAGGGAUCUGACUUGGGGCGAAAAGGCGAUUUAUAAUAUGAUCGAAAUUUGUCUCAAUCCCGACAAUGAAAUCAUCGGCGGAGAAGUCUUGGAGUCCAGCGAGGACAAGUUAGUUUUUCGAGGAGAAUGCGGUCGUUUGAAGAGAGAUUAGAGAAAGAGAGAUAGCAAGCUUCUCUGGAGUCUCUAAGGGGCAUAGUUGUUCUUUCGCAUUCUCUUCCGGAAAAAAAGAAGAAUAUUAUCGUCUUGAAGAAAAGCAGAAUCUUAGAUUUCGAAGUUUCAAGAAACCCGAGGGAUCUCUAGGAAAGCUCUUCAACAAAAAUAAUAUAUUUUUUUUCGAAAUAUAUCCUUUUCAGGCCAGAAGACGCGGACCGAGCGAUGGGCACCAAAACGGCCGAAAAAUUCUUGAAAGUUUGAUUUUCCGAUUUUUAGAAUGGUAAUUUUUAUUUUUAGGAACUUCGAUACAAACCGACCGUUGAUUCGAGAUAUUCGCUCAUGGAGAACUUCAUUUUGAUGCACACCGGCAAUAAAAUGAACAUUCAAACGGCUCUCAACGCGUUUCUGUCCAUGAUUGGAGAGGGGGUUUGUACGUUGCUAAAGUCGGAAAUGUGGAAGACGGGUGCAAACUGGCCGCUGAAAGGGUUCCGUUUUGAGGCCUUUUAUGAGCCUUUACUUCUUGGUUAGCUGAAAAGCCUUGAAAAGGGUGAAAAAAAAAGUCUCGGCCAUUAAUUAUUUCUGAUUUUAUUACUGUAGCACGUUUUGGUUCAUACACAGUUACUAGUAGAGAUUGAUAUCAAUUCAAAGAAAUUUUUUUGGCCAAAUAGGUCCAAAAAGGGUGGAUUAGGGCCGAUGGAAGGACGGAAAAAGGCAGUAAAAAGGAACAAUCAAUGAAAACCUUUUGCACCCAUAAAAGACCCUUAAAGGACCCGCAAAAGUUCUUCCGACUUUGCCUAUGGUAUGGCAAUGUUUUGAAGGAAAAAUGGAGGACUUUAGGUUUUUUUUCGAAUAUACUAAUGGUUGCUAAUUACAGAUACACUCUUUUCAUUAUUUUAUUAGGUUAAUUCUGAACCCUUUUGAGCCGGAGCUGAAUAUGUAAAGUCUCACAUCAAGAUCCAAUUAUUUUUCAAGCAGAAUAUUCUUUCAAGGACACAAUUUCAAACGUUGGCGCUGUUUUGGGCACCGCCAGGGCCUACAUGAUUCUGAAACAAGUACCCAAAGCAAAAACGAUCCUGAAAAAGGUGAUCUCUCAUCAGUGGACCCUCGAAAAUGCGGAUUAUUUGGAGAAAUGUGAGAAAAAAGUACGGAAUGUCAAAAAGAGAAGAUUCUUGCAGGUUGGCUUCUUUUAGCGGACUUGUACAUCAAUCAGAAUAAGACGGACCAAGCGACCAAUGUCCUGAGAACGGUUCUUCAUCACAAUGCGGUGAGUGGUGGGAGAAAAUCGCCGCGGAAAGGGUGCUCCAAUGAGAAAAUUGGUUUUUUUUUCAAAGUAUACAAUAUUUUUCGGAGUAACUUUCUGUAAACGGUUGUUCAUUACGACGCGGUGAACGGUGGGAAAAAAUCGCCGCGGAAAGGGUGCUGUAUUGAGAAAGUGGGCUUUGUUGAAGAAUAUAAACAUUUUUCGGAAAAUUUCUUGUUUGAUUUUUAAAUUUCAUUCUUUUUGAGAUAAAAUAGAUGGUUCUCCUUAGAAGAUUUUUUCAAUGAAAUCCAAAUUUUUAUCCUCGAAUAAAAUAUUUCUUGUGAGAUCCAAGAAAAGAAAGUUUUCGAAAAACAGCUUUUUUAUAUUGAGUUUAAAAACUCUUUGCUUACAAGGGCUGUGUGCGCGGUGAACAUCGAGUUAUGAAUUGAGGCUUUCAUGGUAGAUAGACCUAGGGUAGAGUGCUCCAAAACAAAAGAGAAAAUCUGCUAAGCGCCAUAGGGUACCGAGAAAAAGCUCGUCAAAGUUUUGCCGCCACGUAUAUUCCCGCGCUCGGAGUGCACAGCCAGCAACUGGGAGCGUGGUGAAGUGGCAGUGUUCUUGAAUGGCGCUGACGCUAUGAUAGGUUCGAUUCCUUUUGACGCGAAGCAUUUUUUGCUUUUUUUUCCAGUUAUUCUCCACUCUAUUAUUAAACAAAAACAGCAAAAAUUUUUUGAAUUGAAGGAGAUGAUUGAAAAUUGGAAAAAAGGAAGGAGAAAGCACAAAAAAAAACUUUUUCGUGUCAUAUUAAGUUUUUCCAUUGAAAGUAUCGGAAAAAAAAAGUUCUGAUAAUUAGUUUAUGGCUUCCGAGAUCACAAAAAGAUGAAAUCGAAGCAAAAAUAUAAGUGAAAAAUCACUCAUAAUCCUGCGAAAAAAAAAGAAACCAAGUAUGAGUACGAGCCCGAAGAGCACAGGGAGUCCUGUCAAUGUAUUUUCGCAUUCUCCAUGAAAUUUCAGAAAUUUCGGUAAGAAAUAGAACAAAACUUUUGGUAUGAGAGGGGCAUCGAAAAAGGGAAAAUAGAGCAGCCGGGGGAAUUUUCGCGAUGAAAGAUUUUCAAACAGUAAAAAGAGAAACAACAUAUAAAAUGGUUGAAUGAGGCCAGAGGAGCCAGGUGUGAUAUUAUUCACAAGUAUACAUUUAUUUACAGGAGGUACCAAGUUUUUCAUUGUAUUUCGUUGGGCUGUCAUCUCGAGAAGCCGCCCAGGCAUCAAUUAUUUGAACAAUUUUUCAGAAGUUUUCCAUGAAAAACUGAAUAUGACACAAAAAUUUUUUUGUGCUUUCUCUUUCCUUCUUUUCCCAUUUCCAAUUAUAUCCUCCAAUUCAAACGUUUUUUGCUGUUUUUUUUUGUUGAUAAUAGAGUGUAGAAGAAUUGAAAAAACAAGAGCAAAAAAAGUUUCACGUCAAAGGGAAUCGAACCUAGCAUAGCGUCAGCGCCAUUCAAGAGCACUGCCACUUCACCACGCUCCCAGUUGCUGGCUGUGCACUCCGAGCGCGGGCAUAUACGUGGCGGUAAAACUUUGACGAGCUUUUUCUCGGUACCCUAUGGCGCUUAGCAGAUUUUCUCUUUCGUUUUGGAAGACUCUCCUUUAAGUCCAUCUACCAUAAAAGCCUCAAUUCAUAACUCGAUGUUCACCGCGCACACAGCCCUUGUUAGAAAAAAGUUCGGGAAAUAAAACCUUUUUUCUCAAGUGCGCUCUAUUGAGAACGUGGUUGAUUUUUUUUUUCCUGAUGUUAUCAGUUUUUUCUUCCUGAAAAUAUUUCAAAAUUGAGCUAUUCUUUUUGUAACAACUAUAAACUGCUUUUUAGUGGGAUCUAUUUAUUUUUAUGCAUCCAAUCAUUUUUUGAAAUCAAGUUUCUUUCAGAGCUCACUGAAAGCCUUCGAGUUCCAAGGAUAUUUGCGAGAAAAGGAGCAGAAAUGGGCGGAAGCCGUCCAACACUACGAGAAGGCUUGGCGCAUCUGCCAGCAGAGGAAUCCUGCCAUUGGUUGGUUGGAAAAAUGAAAAAAGUGACAGAACAUACAAAUUUCGGGUAGCUAUAGCCCUUUUUCCAUGAGAUUUUUUACAUAUUUCGGAGUUAUAUUUCAUGAAUUUUCAAUCCCCAGUCAAAAGCUUAAGUUUUUUUAUUCCCUCUGGGUUUCUAUCUACCCAAAAUGGGAGCUUCAUGACCGCACUUGGAAUGGCAAAGUUCCUAGCGGGUUUGGAAUCUGCGCCGGACCGUAAAACGACUUGGAAACUGCAUUUCAGAAGGAUAUUAGUGCGUUUUGAAGAUUUUUCAGUUUUUUAGGUCGCUAGGGAAUAAUUUUGUCAAAAUUCAUUGAUUUCAAUUUUUUGUUUAGUUUUCCUUUAGGUUAUAAAAUAAUGUAACUUUGAAAAAAACAGUCAUGAAAAAAAUGUUUUUAAGUUAAACGCACCGUGUGAUCAAAUUUGACUGGCGCUUUAUUAUAUUCUUGAAACGGGCCUCCUAAGAUUUCAGAUUCAUAAACUGCUCAAAGAAGUAUCAUUCCCAUGGCGGCACUUGGAAUGGCUCAACGAAGCCGCGACGCGUUGAGCCAUUCUACUUGUGGUCAGAAAAUGAAGGAUUUUACAACUUUCUGGGAAAAUUUUUAGUGGCCACCAUAGAGGCUCGCCAAGGACUACUUGGAGAGGACACUAAAGUGACCACUAAACCCACCUCUAUAGUGGCCACUAUUUUCCGUUUUAGUGUCCACGUGAUUGAACCAGUUAUGUUAAUCCAUUGACCCCUAAAGUGGCCACUAAAAUUUUUAUUGGCCUAGUAAUAGCACUUAGACCUCUAUAGUGGUCACCAAUUUUUAACCCCUCAAGUGGUCACUAAUUAUACUACUAUAGCGGCCACUAAAACGUCAAAACCCUAUAGCGGCCACUAAAAUUUUUCCCAAUUAUUUACUUUUAUUUCCUCUUUUCCAGGCUACAAACUCGCCUACAACUACUUCAAAUGUCGGCGGCUGUUCACCUGCAUCGAAACGUGCCAUAAAGUCCUGGAACAGUACCCCCAUUACCCGAAAAUCAAGAAAGAAAUCAUGGACAAGGCCCGCGCUUUGAUAAGAACCUGA
Molecule: messenger RNA, 9833 nt
Organism: Caenorhabditis auriculariae
Lineage: Eukaryota; Metazoa; Nematoda; Chromadorea; Rhabditida; Rhabditidae
Source: the annotation of a GenBank genome assembly